Messenger RNA from Lasiodiplodia theobromae, 1620 nucleotides. RefSeq names its product ATPAse. Gene Ontology annotation, molecular function: ATP hydrolysis activity; ATP binding. NCBI's taxonomy places the organism in Eukaryota, Fungi, Ascomycota, Dothideomycetes, Botryosphaeriales, Botryosphaeriaceae. The record is from RefSeq and is a predicted model, not a curated record. Bases 1 to 1620 code for a protein of 539 amino acids. The transcript has 3 exons.
AUGAGAUACCGAGACCUGUUCCCUUCCGAAAGCUGUGACGCAACUGAUGCUUCCUGCUCCAACAGAUUAGCUUACAAGCACAUCGGCCUCGUGCAGGACUUUGUCCAAGAGAAAGUUGGCGAUCUUGUCGCGAUGGAGAAGGAGCGGCACAAGCGGGGAUACGCAACGUUCGAGAUGCUAUGGCUCCUGUACGAACCCGGAACCGACGUCUACGUUGACUUCCUCGUGAUUGGCGACUGGCAGCCCUAUGUCUUGAAGAGUAUCGAAUACACCGGAUUGAACGACACGAUCACGACACUCAAAGUGCAUUACUGGAACAUGAGCGCCAACUCCGAGUACAUUGGACCUUCCGAGUGGAAUCAGGAUAUUCCUUCUUUUUCUGGGGAGAAAAAAAUUGCUUCCCUCGUUGUCUAUCCUUGCAAGUCUUUUGAGAUGAACAGCGAGGGUAAAAAUGCCGAGGAAGUCAAAGAGUAUUUCACGGAAAGGGGAAAGAUGUUCCUUCAAUUGAGAAAGAAGAAGUGCUGGUGGUUUGACGGGUACGAAGGAUUAUAUCCCCGCCGACCAGUGAGAUUUCUCGAGGUCUCGGGAUUCAAAGAAGCUCGCUUUGACACAAAGGUGCUCGACACGCUCGUAUUGGAUGAUCACAUCAAGAAAAUGAUUCAAAGUCUAACUGAAAAACACAUUGUUGGUCUCAAGGCGGAUUGGGAAGGAGAGCAAGUCUUAGGCAAAAGGUCACCUGGGGUAGAGUCGAAGAAGAGUGCUGGGUCGAGCACCUGGUCGGCUGAUUACGUGAAAGGGAAAGGAGAGGGGUUGAUAUUCCUCUUGCAUGGCAAACCAGGCGUUGGGAAAACUUACACUGCCGGUCAGUAUCCCUUCCCUUUUAAGAAGACUGUACUGAGUCAUCUCUCGGAAGAAUGCAUAUCAACUCAUUUCAAGCGACCACUUCUCAACCUCACUGCGACCGAUCUCGGAACUGAGCCACACGUCAUCGAACAACACCUUGCUAAAUGGUUCAAACUAGCGGCCAGAUGGAAUGCUGUGCUACUCAUCGAUGAAGCCGACAUUUACAUGGAGCACAGAUCUGUCCAAGACAUAGCCCGCAACAGCUUAGUGGCAGGAUUCCUUCGCGCACUGGAGUACUUCAAGGGUGUGCUUUUCCUUACAACUAAUCGUGUAGGACAUUUCGAUGAAGCAUUCAUCUCCCGGAUAAACAUGACGAUCUACUAUAGACCCUUCAACGAGCAGCAGCGUCGUGAGCUCUGGGAGUCUUACUUCAGGAAGCUGCAAAAGGAAAGAGAAGACAGGAUGAGGAUACACCUCAAUACCCGAGACUAUGUGGAAGAGUCAGAGGACCUGCGAAAGUUGGAAUGGAAUGGCCGAGAGAUAAAGAAUGCCUUCCAGAUCGCUGUUACUCUCGCUGAGGCAGAAGGCGACAAGGAUGAGAGGGGCCGGGUGAUCAUCAAACCAGACCACAUCAAGGCUACGGUGGAGAUGUCCAAGACGUUCAAGGAGUAUUUGAAUGAGUUGUAUGCGAAGAACGAGGAUGACCGAGCUGCUAUUCGGGGGAACCGGUACGAUGCUUUCGGAAAAGGGCCAACCAAUGAGACAGCGUACCAUUAA